AUGCCACACCUCGAUCGUGUCGCUGUGGAUUUCGAGACAUGGGCGGAGACGGCGCGAGCCAACUGGCCAGAGUACGUCGCAUUGCAGAUGCUCGAGACCCUUACCGAGGCGGAGGUGAAGGGGCUGGUGUUGGUUGCGUUGUCGAGCUCUGAUCGUGAAGAGGAGGAUAGGCAGCUCGCUCACGACGCCACUACAGCGAAGCUGACGGACGUUCGACUACGUGAGCUGCACUACUAUAAGAAUGCACCCAAAGCAUGCGCCGAUUGCUACUGCGUCUACGGCAACGAUAUCGGGGUCGGCAAUCUCUGGUACCCGAACGCACGACUUCACACACCGACGCUGUCCAUCAACAUCUGCGAGCUUGUCCAUGAGAUCGGCUUGGAACCAUUCAAAUUCGAGCUGCUCCCUCGUUUCCACGACGGUCCAAGAGGCGACCUCAUCUUCGACCGCAUCUUCGGCUCCGUCUGUCCUGCUCAUUGCGAAGAAGGACUUCUUCAGGAUAUGGUCGAUCUCCAAGGCGUGAUUCAAGUCCGCCCCGGGGGCGCGGGGGCGUUCACGCUCACCAACUGCCGCCCCAUCUGCCCUGUCUGCAUCGGAGUGUGCUCCCUGACCGACCAAGUUAGCAUGAUCCGGCGCUUAGAGGAGCUUCGAGGGAUCGCGAAUAUCGGCCGCUCCUACUAUCGCCUGCUCGUCCGCCUGGCCAUCCGAGGAUACUACUUCAAUCACCACGAACUCGACGACUGGUUCUACCCUGACCCAGCCGAGCUCGGUGAUGAUGGCGAGUUCGAGCGCUGGCCCGAGGCGGAAGACCCUCAUUCCAUUGCACCGGUUCUCAAUGGCGCUUCUGACGAUACCAUCGCGGCUCUGCCAAUCAAGAAGUACGUGCACGAUGGUGAUGAGAAAAGGCAGUGUCAGGUCUGUAAGGAGGAUUUUGUGGAUGGGGAGAAGGUCUUGGUGCUCCCGUGCAAGCAUUUCUUCGACAGAUACUGCAUCCAGCAGUGGCUGAAGAACAAGAGCUCGUGUCCGGAGUGUCGUGGGCCUAUCCCUGAGGGAUGA
Saxophila tyrrhenica is the source of this 1056-nucleotide messenger RNA. RefSeq lists its product as uncharacterized. Lineage: Eukaryota; Fungi; Ascomycota; Dothideomycetes; Mycosphaerellales; Extremaceae. The transcript is spliced from 2 exons. The record is from RefSeq and is a predicted model, not a curated record. The coding region runs from base 1 to 1056 and encodes 351 amino acids.